AUGGAGGAUGUCGAGGCUUCCCGCCUGCAGCUCCAAAGACUCUCGCUGCACCGGCACUGCAGCCAUGCGACGGCCUUAUUUGCAGCGAUGCUACCGGGCGUCUACGUGUGCUCCAAGUGUGGCUACGAGCUCUUCUCCAGCCAGGCCAAGUACGAGCACUCGUCGCCGUGGCCGGCGUUCACCCAGACGGUCCACGCCGACAGUGUGUCCAAGUACGAGGAGCGCCCGGGCGCCCUGAAGAGGUGCCGUGGAAGCCCAGUUAACCUGCCUGCUCCCCCCUUCCCAGGCGUCUACGUGUGCUCCAAGUGUGGCUACGAGCUCUUCUCCAGCCAGGCCAAGUACGAGCACUCGUCGCCGUGGCCGGCGUUCACCCAGACGGUCCACGCCGACAGUGUGUCCAAGUACGAGGAGCGCCCGGGCGCCCUGAAGGUGUCGUGCGGCAAGUGCGGCAAUGGCCUGGGCCACGAGUUCCUCAACGACGGGCCGAAGAAGGGGCAAUCCCGCUUCUGAAUAUUCAGCAGCUCGCUGAAGUUCGUCCCCAAAGCCAAAGCAGACCAGGGGCUGACAGGGAAGUAAGCGAGCUGCCGCACUUCACGUAGAGGG
Molecule: messenger RNA, 603 nt
Organism: Gavialis gangeticus (Gharial)
Lineage: Eukaryota; Metazoa; Chordata; Crocodylia; Gavialidae
Gene: MSRB1
Product: methionine sulfoxide reductase B1
Exons: 5
Molecular function (GO): peptide-methionine (R)-S-oxide reductase activity
Source: RefSeq, a predicted model, not a curated record